Messenger RNA from Microplitis mediator, 1472 nucleotides. Its product is annotated as odorant receptor 67a-like. The coding region runs from base 122 to 1318 and encodes 398 amino acids. Gene Ontology annotation, molecular function: olfactory receptor activity; odorant binding. Gene Ontology annotation, cellular component: plasma membrane. The transcript has 7 exons. Gene Ontology annotation, biological process: detection of chemical stimulus involved in sensory perception of smell; sensory perception of smell. The record is from RefSeq and is a predicted model, not a curated record. NCBI's taxonomy places the organism in Eukaryota, Metazoa, Arthropoda, Insecta, Hymenoptera, Braconidae.
AACUUGUCUACAGUAAUUAAAGGUAUAGUACUCGAGACAUACAACAAUAAAAAUGUUUACUUCGGAGAUUGUCACGAGUAAAGAGCCCUCAUUCAAUUGAACUCUCUUAAACCAGCAAGACAUGGACGAAAAGAAGCGCAUGAAAGAGCUACUGAAUGAGGGUGUCAAAGUGUUUGAUUGGGCAAGAUGGAUAUCUGUGGGAAUCGGUGUCUGGCCUCUCGCUCUAAAUAGUUAUAUUUUUAAUAUAGCUUUUUUUUACUUUACAAUUGUUAUGAUUUUUGAAUAUAUUGAUCUCUUUGUACAUGUUUACGAUUUUGCGGCCGUUGUGGACAAUCUAUCGGAAAAUCUAGCUCUUACCAUCGUUUAUUCCUACACCUUUUCACUACGAUUUUAUAACAAAAAGUUGGCUCUAGUAUUCAAAGAAGCUUUGAUGGAUUACAAAAGUGCAAGUGCGUUCAAAAAUUUAAAAGAAGUCGAAGUAUUUAUUAUUUAUACCAAUACUGCAAAAUUUUUCGCCAAGUACAUUAUUAUAUUAAUUGCGCUAACGGAUAUUGUUUGGUUGGUACAGCCGUUGCUAACAUUUUUUAUGUUUGAUAACACAAUAUCUAUUGACAAUAAAACGACGUCAUUUAUUUUACCAUAUCACUUUCAUGUAUUUUAUGAAAUAAAUGAUAAUAAAAUUUAUGCAUUAACAUAUUUUUGGCAAACUCCACAUGCUGCUAUUAAUUGUUUCGGUAUCAGUAGUCUUAAUGUGUUUUUGUUAAUUCUUGUUUUCCAUAUAAGUGGAAGGUUGGCUAUUUUGACUUUAAGAAUUGAUGAAUUUGAAUUCAAAAAAAUAAAUUCCCGGAAUGAACUUAUUGGGAUUAUUGUCGAACAUAUCAAAAUUAUGAAGUUGGGAGAUAGAGUUUCCGACAUAUUUGCUACACCAUUAUUGAUAUUUUUUGUUUUGACAAAUUUACUUUUGUGUAUUAGUGUGUAUCAAAUACUACUUAAUUUUGUAACGGGGUUGAAUUCAGAUGUUUUUCAAUAUAUUAUACUUUUGAUAACAGUUUAUCUUAUGUUAUUUGUUAUCUGCAUGAAUGGCGAACUUCUUUCACUUGAGGGUAAUAAAGUCAGUCAAGCAUUUUACAAUUGCAGUGGAUACAAUUUACCAAAAGACUGUGUAAAAAAUAUUACUUAUUGUUUAGUUCGCUCACAAAAACCUAUUGCGAUAAAGGCGGGAAAAUUUUCAACUUUUAGUUACGGUACAUUGACUGAUAUAACAAAGACGGCUAUGGGAUACUUAUCUAUAUUGAGAAAAUUUUUAAUGGAUCAAUAAUAUUUUCAAUAAGUUAAAUUUAUCCCAACAAAUCGUAGAUAAAAUUUAAUUAUUCAUAUAUGUUAUUAUAUAGAUAUUUAUUUUUAGAAUUUUGUGAACGUAAGUACAAUAGAUGAAAUUGUAAAAAUAAAAAGAAAAAAAUUAUUAAAUAAUA